Molecule: messenger RNA, 10302 nt
Organism: Mesorhabditis belari
Lineage: Eukaryota; Metazoa; Nematoda; Chromadorea; Rhabditida; Rhabditidae
Source: the annotation of a GenBank genome assembly
AUGGGAAUCACAAGGAGGUUGGCAAGGAAAGAAAGUUUUGAGAAAAAAGUGCUCGCUUCGAGAGAAUCAAGUCUCUCGGCGGUUGUCAGAUUGAACUCUGAAACACUUCAACGGAUGGGCGCACAGAUUGUUCAAAUCCCAUUACAGAGAUCGAAAUCAAUGGCCUCUUUGAGAGAAAUACCACAAGUGAGCGAGAACUAUGCUUGUGCAUUUGUGACAACUGAAGAGAAUGAUGAAGGAGUGAUGGUGAGGAGAAGGGAAAGAUCACUUGUGAGCGAGAGACAUUCACUCAAUACAAGAGCUGCUUCUGUUGAAUCGUCGCUUAUCGAUGUCUACAAGAAUCAAAUUAUUCAAGAGAGUUAUACGAAAAAUUUACCGGAAAAGGAGAAAGAGAAAGCUCAGCGAAAGUUUGAAUUGUUCAACGUCAAGACUGACACUUUUAUAGAAGCUGAUUCAAAAAGAGUUGAUUCAAGAGAAUUGGUGGAAAAUAUUGUAAAUGAAAAAGUUGCCGAUCAAGUGAGUUUCCGGCUAAAAGAGCAACAAAGUGUGGAAGCUGGGCUUUCCGGAUUUUCAAAGAUUUCUCCAAGAAAAUCGGAAGCUCAAGAAGUAGAUGUAACUCUUGAAGAACAAGUGAAACUUGGUGAUAAGCUUCAAACAAAGGCUUCUAUUUCAUCAGUAACUUUGAAAGAUCUCAACAUUGAGAGAGUAGAGAAAAUGGGAGAAGAGGAAAUUGUUGUUCGUCAGAAAUCAGAGCUCGCCGAGCAAGCUUUGAAAAAUUUUAGCGAUCAGAAAACGAAAACUGAAGAAAAGUUGAUCGCUCAAGACAAAACUGAGCCAGUUGAUGUGAAUUUGAGAGAAAAGCUCAAAGAUUUUCAAAAUCUUACAUUAAAAGAGAGCCAAGACGAGUCCUCUCAUCUCUUUGUUUCCACAAAUCUUCAAGACAACGAUUCUUCUUUAAAAGUUCGCCUAUCAGAGUUGGAGCAAAUCGAAGCCAAACUCAGCGCUCCAUCCAAUGAAACCGUUGCAGCAAGUGUUGAUUUGAAUGCAGUGAAUAAGCUGAGAGCUGAGAAUGAAAUCCCAUUCAUUCCAUCGGAAGCUGUUGAUUUUAAAUACGGACAUUCGCAAGAAACAACUUUAAUCUCAAUGGAAAGAGAACAUUAUCGAAUGGCUGAAGAAACAAAAGCCGAUUCAUUCUUUGACUCUUCAGAGAUGAGAUUGAAAGAGUUCGGUGAAAAGAAACUUGGCACUUUGGCAAAUCUCGGUUAUCUCGAACCAAAAAAGCCAGAAUCACAAGAAACCGAAAUCGAAUUUCCACAAGAUUUACGUCAAUCGUUAUCACUGCGAAUGUCAGCACCAGUUGAAUCGAAACAAGAAUGCACAUGUAAUCUGGUCAGGGAAAUGGCUCAAAAAGAAGCCGUUCGUCAGCUUAAAGAGAGAAUCGGAGCAAGCACUGAUUUAAAAACCGCAGCUAUCGUUCAAGAAGUGAUCAUGAUGAUGUGUGAGGUGCAUCGAGUGACUGUACGUGAUCUUUUGUUCACCGAGCAAUCAAUUCAAGAGAAAACUCGGGCACAAAGUGAGGGAAGAUUCUCAGAAAUGCGCGAAGAAAAUCUUUACGGUUUUUGGAGCACAAAUCUCAGUGAGCAUGCGGAUAAGUUGUUGAAAUCACCGCUAAGAUCAGCUGACUCGGUUUCCCUGGCUUCUUUAGCGUCAAGUGAAGAGACAUCGAUUGCCGAAGCUGUCUUGAAUCGACGACCAUCAUUGGCUGUUGAUAUUGUGCUUCGUUCAGCUGCUAGAGAAGCUAAUGUCUCGAGUUUAGGCUUUGAAAGAGCCGAAUUCUCGCAAACUUUCAAAUCUGAGCCUUUUGAUGAAGAGGCAACUUUUGAAGAACUGAAAUCAACUGAAAUCCAGAAAUGCACUCUUAAACAACUUGAAACAAUCAAUGAGCUCAAUAAUGAAAAAACGAAUUUAAAAGUUAUUGUAGGAAAACUUGAACAGAAACAACAGAAAGAACAUUCAGCUGAAGCUAUCAAAAUCUCAACAAGUAGUCAAACUUUGCAUUGUGAUUUCAAAUGGGCAAUUGAAUUUGAGAAAAUAAGAAUCUUAGAAGAGAAUCGUCUCUUGAAGUUAGCGGUAACCGAUGCAAGUCAGCUAGAAUCUGAGCAGAGAUUUGAAAUGAUUGGUGAGAUGAAAUGUGUAAGGAAAACCCAACUACAACCAAUUCCAGAAGAACCGACAGCACUUGCAACAAUGGCCACCGAUUAUCAACGAUUGACGGUUUCUGAAAAGAGAGAGCUCAGCGAGGAGAGGACUUUCAUUGAGACAAGAUCUUCUCAGACAGAGCUCACCAUUGUUGAAGCAAUUGAAUCGAUUCUGGAAGCAAGCCUGCAAAGAUCACAAGCACAAUCAUAUGCUGAUGUCACGAAAGAUGCUUUGAAUCUGAAGAAUGAAGUCUUCUCUACUCAAGCCACGAUUUUGGAAGAGAUCGCUCUUCAGCUUCAACGAGCAAAGUGUGUUGAAGGAGAGACGAGUCAAUCUGUAAAAGAAAGUGAGCGAGAGAAAGCGACAAAAGCUUAUAAAGAAUUGAUUGAAGAGAUUCAAGGCUUGACAACAGUUUGGGACGUCGUUCAAACAAAUCAAGAAGCAAAAGCGCAAUGGAAAGAGAAAAGAGAUGAGACGAAAAUGUUGAAUGUGCAAGCGCCGAAGCAAGAGUCGAUCAAUUUAAGUCAAGAGUUUGACAAGAUGACACAAGGUGAAGCAAACUAUCAACUAAUGGAGAAAAUUGUGGACUCACAGCGAGCUCAACGCCAAUUCAGCCUCGAUGAGCACACAUUCGACUCGAGAUUCUCGAGAGAAUCCUCGAGAUCGGAAACAACGUUCACAAUCGAUACCCACGUUGAGGGGAGUGUGGAGAGACGUUUGAAAGAGUUAGGUGAUGAAGAGAUUGUGACAAGUGGCCUUUUUGGUCGAAUCUUUAGUCGAGAAGCUGAAUCCGCUGAAUCGAUGUCGACAUUCGAUGACGCGAGAACAUUCCGACAAUUCUUGAGAACCCUCGCUUCACAGAAUAUCUCUUCAUCGAUCAUUCAUGAGCUCGAUCGUUUACCUGAGUGUGAUCAAAGUAUUCACAAUAUACAAGUCAAAAAUAUUCUCCGAAAAGAGGCUCAAUUCUUUGCGAGUCGCGAGACAUCGGUUGAACAAAUGAUUGAAGAUUUCCAGAAAGCUCUCGAACAUCGUGAAGCUUUAAUCGAAUUGCAGCAGAAGAAUAGAGAAAAAGUCGAGAAAACAGCUCUCCCAACAGAAGAGAAUAUGAGUUUCUCGAACUAUGAAACGAUUGUGAAUGAUUUGAAAGAAAGUAAGACAUUCAGAGAGAUGAGUUUAGAAACAAAUCAAGCUUCGAUCAAAGCUCCAAUUCAUUCCGAGAUUGGCGCCUAUAUGUCACUUGAAAAGGCGGCUUAUCGUCAAGCGCAAAUCGAGAAACCGUUGAAAAGAGGUGAAUCGGUGGAUAAACGCUUCGAGAUUGAGAUUAUAAAUGUGGAAAUCUUGGAGAGAAGUCGUGAAUCUCAGCCGAAAGACAUCGAAGCGAGAAUCGAUUUCAGAGGAAAAAGCGAAGAUCGAAAUGUGGCCACAUUUAAUGAAUAUUCUGAAAAAACGAUUGAGAUUUGCAAUUUGUUCGGACGAAUCAUUCAGAAAAGAUUUGAAGCGGAAGAUGUGGAGAAAAAUCGACCGCAAGCAAGGAAAUGGAUAGAAGAGCUGAGGAAAGAAGCUGCGCAAUUCAUCCAAAUCUCAAGCGAUUUCGACCUCAACUCGACGAAAGUCGACGAGUUGACGACGAAAACGCAGAAAGAAUGCGUUAAGCUUGUGUCAAGCUGUCAUUUAAAUGCAAUGAAAGUUGAGAAUGUGAAUUUCUGUCAAGAAUUUCGUAAAGAGUUAUGCGAAUUGUUUGCUGAGAUUACAGUAAAAGAGAGAAUGUUUGAGAGAAACAUUCUCAAGUGUAAGCAAUUGGAUUGGAGUCAGCGAUUGACUGAUUCGACUUGGGAGACAAUUCUUGAUGAAAUCGAGACUGAAUAUCAUCAAAAGCUAGCAAUCACUGAAAGAGAAAGUCUUCAGAUAAAAGUGAGUGAAGAGAUUCGGAAAGAUUUCUCUGUUGAAGAGAUUCGAAAAGAUUUCCCUGUUGAAGAGAUUCUUCGAUCAACCCCUGCUUUCACUACUUCAUCAGUUGACGGGAAAAGUCUUCUCACUACUGAAAGCGAGCCAAUGAUUAAGUGUGAGACAUCACUUAGACAUGAGGAUCUCUUCACUGAAGUCGAAUCACUUCUUCAAGAGAAAAGACACGAAGAAUGGAAAGCUGAUUUCCCUGAAUUUCUUGAAGAAGAGAUCAAAGCUGGUGUUCAAUUGGUAAAGAAAUCUUUGCCAAAACCAAAAGAAUUAGUUGAUCAUGUGAUUCAUGUUGAUACCUCGUUUAAACAAGUGAUGAACACAGUGGCUGUUAAAGAGUCACAAGCGUUUGCUCAGCUUGAAAUUCGGGGAAAGCAAAGAGGUGACGAAUCUACAUCAACUAGUAGAAAACAAAAGGUGAAAGAUCAAGUGAUUCUGCACUCAAAACAGAGCUUUGAUGUCUCAGCUGAGGCAAGUAAAUCAUUGACAAAACAACAAUCAUUUCAGCAAGAAACAAUUCGUACUUUUAAAGCCGCUUUACGCGAGAAAAGCGUUGAGCAUUUUAAAGAGUUAGACAAUGACGAAUUCGAGAUUUUAUCUGAAUAUAUUGGUGUUUAUCGUGACCUUGACGCUGAGAUCUCCAUCCGUGGACUAGGAAAAUUGAAUUCGUCUUUCGUUUUCUCAACUCCAACAUCGACUGAAGAAGUGAUCACCCUGAACACUUUUAAAGAACGCUUUGUGGCCAGCGCCGAGACAAAGAUCACUCUCAAAUUCACCCCAAAAGACUCCUUUGUUCAAAAGCUUUCUGUUGCUGAUUCUCGAGUGGAGUGUUCGCUUGUUUCCUCUCACAAAUCAUCUCUCGAUUUCACUUGCACACUUUCUGGCAAAAACUUUGAGUAUUACGUUGGAAAGUUUCACGAGACGAGCGAAACCCAACUUAAGGCUAUUAUAAAUUUACAUCGUGUUGACAUCGUUCGUCCCUCGCAAAAGAAUGAGGUGAUUCUCGCAGAAAUUCUUUCAAUUUCAGUAGAACCAUUACGCAUCCAAGGAGUCGAUAAAUCUGUCAUUCACUCGGUUGAGCUGAAGAAAGAGGCGAUGAUGUUGAGGAUUGAUCGAAUGAUUGUGGCAACGAAUCGAGGAGAGUCGAUGAAAAAGAGUUUCAAAGAAGCUGGUGAUGAGAGAACAAAGCUUGCAGUGGAAUUGAUUGGGAAAAAGGGUGGACAAGAGUUUUUGAUCAAAGAAUGGAGGAUUCCAAAUGAAGUUAAAGGGGCGAGUCUCGAGGUUGAGGAGUUUGGUGAUGAAUCGUGUGUACUUUAUGCUCAAAUCAAUGACAAACAUCAAAACUUUGAUGAGACGGAAAUAGAGAAGAAGAUUUCGAGAACACAUGAAGGUGUGAAAUUGAUCACAAGAGCUUCGACUGAAAUAACAGCUAUCAUCAACAAUUCUUUUGAGAUUCCUGAAUUAUUUGAAGAAGCUAAGAAAUUGAUUGUAAUUGGUAACAAAGGUGAAUCUCUUGUUGUUAGAUACAAAGAGUCACAAGAAAAUCACACAGCGAUCGGUCAAAUCUUCAACAUUCAACCAGAAACUCACAUUCAUCAUGUGACAGUCAAUGAUAAGAGAUUCGGUGGUCAAUACAAUUUAUCAAAGAAAGCAUCAUCUGAUGUGUAUCGUGAGCUUACACAAGCUUUAGUACGAAGCGGUUUUCUUGAACACAUUCGUCAUCGAUAUGUUCAGAAACAAAAAGCUCAAUUAUCUAUGAGAGUUCUUGAAUCGACAACUGUUCAAUUCGAGACGACAGAACGUUUCCAAAAGAGUGAACAGAAAGCUUCUUUCGACUCUCUUCGUCGAUGUGCUCAGACUUGUUCUCCAGCUUUCAUCAAGUUGCGCGAACUCUCCGAAACUCAAACCACAACUUUCUGCUCUUUCCAGAAACCUCAAUCUAUUGAUUAUCUCUCAAAAAUUUAUGCAAUUCCUCGAAUCGAAAGACAACUUUUAAAUUGUGAUGCUGCCGAGGAAAACGAGAUAAAAUCUUCUCCCGAACUCUCUAAACCGUUCGAAUUUAAAACGGUCGACAUUCUCGUUGUCGAUUUCAAUCAUACCCCUCCACUAUCCCUUUCCACUAAACAAGCGACAAUUGAGAUCAAAACAAUUCCCACGAAUUUCUUGCGCGAACCCGCACCUGCACAAAGCGCACAACUAACAAUCACAAUUGCAAAUCAAUGUUCACCCAUAAAAAUUCAUGUUAAAGAAAGUCGCGAAGAGAAGCAAACGACUUGCGCGCAAUUCUCUGUGCCAUCGCUUACCUCUCAAAUAGAAAUCACUCGUAAAAUCGCGAUCUUUGGUGGAAAUUAUCGAAAAAGAUUCGAUGCAUGUGAAGAGCAUGAAAUCAGUGUGAAUCGAGAACUAAUCACCGCAAAACCUUUGACGAUUCAUUGUUCACAAGCGGCGAUUCGUCUCACCAAGGAUAAAGCCAUUUUCUUUGCUAAAGCUUCAACCAAUAUCAGAAUUAACAUUUUUGAAGAUUAUGUGAAAGUGUGCAGUAAAGAAGCAAUCGAAAGACUCUUUAAUGCGCCUAAUCUGAGUGUUAUCGAGCGACGAUUGGUUGAAGCUGUGGACACACUAGAAAUUCUAAAUCCAAUCUAUGUAAAAGAAGAACAACAUCACUAUUUAGACAAGGUUUUGCGAGAAGCGAGAGACGGAGGACGACAAGACUUUAAUGUGAAAGCGACACAAGAGAAAGCGAUCGAGACAACGAUUGAGUUGAGCAAUCAACGAUUGGCAAGAGGAGAGAUCGAGAUCAAAACCAUUGUGCCAAACACAGCGAAAUCAUUGGCCUAUCAUGCAAGUGCUUCGGGCAACGCGAUCUCUGUAAUCUAUCAACAAUUGUCGAAAUCAUCGGAAAGAGAAACCAUUCGCGAAGUGAUUCACGCGAAAAACAAAGGACAAUCGAUUGCUUUCAAGGUGAAAGAGAGCAAAUCCGAGCAACAGACAACGAAUGUUCAUUUAAGUAAAAGAGAAUCAUUUUUGAGCCAAGAAAAGUUGAUCAUUGAGGCUAGAUUUGGUGGAUCGUUUAAAUUGACCUCAAUUGCUACUUCGUUCAAAGAAAUCACCGUCAAUGUGGACACACAAAAACAGAAACCAACCUCAUUGUUAGCUGAGAAUUUGAAGAUUAUUGGAAACAAAGCAGCUCCGAUUGAUUUCCGAACAAUUGCCACUUCCAAUAAGAUUUGUGAAAUCUAUACAGUGUUAAAUAAAGCAAAUCAAUCUUAUGAGGAAAAUAUAAAGAUCUCCGCGCCAAACAAAGGUCAAAUCACUGUUUUCACGGCCAGAGAAACUUCACAAAUUCAUGAAUCAACAAAUUUGGCUUAUCAAAAAGAUCCACAAUCAGACACUUUAUUAAAAACGAUUGUAGAACGCCGUUUUGGCGGCGCUUUAUCAUUGUCGACUUCUUCUAGCAAAGAAUCUCUUUCUUCUCUAUCCGGUCAAUUGACUUCCACUCGAUUGGCUGCAAUUGACGUACAAAAGCUUAUCAUUUGUCCAAAUCUUGCUACUCCACUUGUUCUAUUUGCUCAUUCAAGCACACAGAAGACAAUUGACAUUGGGUAUGUUUGGGAGAAGCCAGCUUCUAUUGAAGAGACACGCAUCUCCGUUCGCGAUCACAACAAAGCUCAACCCGUCAAAUUUCGUGCCAUUGAAGCCGGCGAAGUUCAAGAGAAUCUCACCGUUCAGCUCAAUCGUUCAGCAUCAACCAAUGUCGCAGAGAAAACAACUCAAAUUCCGAAUCAAAGCGCUCAAAUUGCUCCUCUUAAAAAGUACGCAGCCGGUGAUCGGCAUGUGCAAAUCGCACCGCACCUCGAAAACCCAAAACCGAUUUUAUUGAGCACUGCGGUGACGCUCACCGCGCGCAACACGGCACAAUCACAGCAAUUGCACUGCGCGUGCGCACUUUAUGCAACCACAUCGACUUCGGUUGAUCUUUGCCGCACUCAAUACCACGAGAAAGUGGACAGCUUACGGCUGACCGCACACACGCAUCCACCAGUCAAAAGGGAUUUCAAUGAAUCCACCUCUUUUCACAUUUUGGCUAAUUUCAUGUAUGCACGAGAAGAGAAAAAAGAGAUUUUUGCAGAAACGAGACGAGAAGCGAAUUAUGGAGGGAAUUUUGUGCUGCGGACGAAUGCAUCAAAGUCGUCCGAUGUCGUCGUCGAGGCAACGAUUGCUAAGGAAAAAGUAUUAGAGAUGAAUGCGGAGAUUAAGAAAAUCAUUGCGAACAAAGCGAAUCCGUUGGAGAAAUUUGCUUCCGCUACACAAGAAACAAUCACCGGCGCCACUUGUCAAUUCCAAAAAACAAAUGCUCACGAGACAACAGUCGAAAAGAUUAUCGCUAAACGGAUUGGAGAACCGAUUUCGAGAGCGGUCAAAGAAUCGACUUCGCUGGAAAUUGUGAACAAUAUUCAGUGGAAACGAGAAGACGAGCAUAAAGAAAUCGAUUUGACAGUGAAAAUCCCGCAAAAUGGGGGACAAUUGAAAUUGGAAACGAGGAAAGCCGAGGAAAAAUCGUUGGACAUUCACCCAAUUUAUGAGAGAAAAUCGUCGAUUCAAGAAACUAUGACAGUAAAGACAACAUCGAACAAAGCUCAACCGGUUUCUUUCUCCUCCGGUGCAUCUUCUGAACGCUCAAGUUCCACCGAUCACAAUGUCGUCAAUCCAAAACCCUCAACAGCAUCUGCAUCGAUUGUUAUCGUUGACAAGAAUCGCGCACAACCCGUUACGAUGAGAGUCAGUGAGUCGAAAGAAGCGGAUGUGUCGAUGAACUUUGCUCUAGUCAAGGAAGGAGUUAGAGAUCUUCAGGCAGAGAUUACAAAGGAUGAGCCAAGAUUUGGAGGAUCGUUGACAAUCGGAUGUAAAGCGGCAAAAGAAGAGAAACCAGAUACGGUGAGUCGAACAUUCACAAAAGAGGAAGGCAAAGAGAAUUCGGAGAAGAUUCUAAAAACAUCGAGAGAUGAGAAGAUCUUCUUUGGAAGUAAAGCCACACAAGAAUUGAAUGUAUCGAUUGAGAUUUCGAUUGAGAGUGCGAGAGCGGCAAAGCUCGAAAACAGCAAUCAGAUAUCGGAAACGGUGCGAACGAUCGGAAAUCUAGAAAAAGCGGCUCAUGGAUCAAGACAAGCUGAAGAAAAAGAGAUCACAAUACAUCAUGAAUUGAGAAAUAAAAAGCUUGAUGAUAAAAGAUUCAGCGAAGAAGAAGCUGAUCGAAUGAUUCCGAUUCAAAACAAAGAACAAGAGAGUUUCGGCUGUCGAUCCACUGAAGAACAUCAUUAUUCAAUUAAUUGCGAUUUCAGCCAACAAACUACAAGCUACAAUGUGACAAUCUCUUCAGAAAUCCCGAGCAUUGGAGAAGCGAUUGGGGUGAAAUGUGAAGCUGCACAGGAAACCGAGUUCACAUUGGAUCUCGACAUUCGCAAGGGUGGAGCUGCUGAUUGGCCGUCGGAAGGAUUACGGCCAUUGAGUGAAGAAGAAGAAGCUGAAUUGAGAGCAAGGAGGAGUCAAGAAGAGAUGUUCAAUUUGAAUUUAGACAUCAAUCAGCAGACGACUGAGUUGAUCGCGUCGAGAUUGGAGCACGUUGCCGGCACACAUGAGCCAGCCGGUUUCGGCGCUCGACGCUCGCAAGAAGUACACUUCCAUAUGAAUAUGGAGUUGACAAAUCAAGGGACACAAUUCCGAUCAAAGGGCGAAUUCGCGGAAUGGUGUGUGGCGGAGACGGAAAAGAUGGAGUUGAGCACGAAAGGAGUGGAUAGAGAUGAGAUUCGGAGAAGGGAAGAAGCUAGGGAAAUGGAGAGAUUGAGACAUGAAGAGUCGAUACAAGAAAGGGAGAGAUCCGUCUUGGAGGAGAUCGCGGCAUUGGAACGUGCUGGAGAGACGGUAAUCCUUCUCGAUUCAACGGUGAUAUGUGACCAAACAUUGCACGAUCAACACAUCGAAGUCUCACAGAAAGAUUCGUUGAGGUGGAAAGAUCGAGGAAUAGAGGAGGGAAUCUCUCUCGAAUCAAUCAUUCAAGAAAAUCAAGAAAAGAUACAAGAAAAGAUACAAGAGAAGGUUGAGAAGGGUUAUAAAGAUCAUCAACUUUAUGAGAUACAAGUGGGAAGUGAUCAG